GGGUCUAUAUAAAACUUUAUAAACACCCGAUUCAAAUUAGUGGGGUCGCGAGCGACACGAGCGAGCCCAACAAACGGAGCCCCCCCUCUUUUUUCCGUUCUGCCUCCCCUUCUGCUUGUGUGGCUUUCCCUCAUAACCAGCCGAGUUUCUUCUUCCUCCUCUUCCAGAGGAGACCUUGCUUUUAUUUCCAACCGAGCCUCUUCCUCUCUCUUUCUCUCUGUCACGCGCCGCUGACAUGCCCAAGAGAAAGGCUGAAGGAGAUACCAAGGGUGAUAAGGCCAAAGCAAAGGAUGAGCCACAGCGAAGAUCAGCAAGGUUAUCUGCUAAACCUGCUCCUCCAAAGCCGGAACCCAAACCUAAAAAGGCAGCUCCAAAGAAGGGUGAGAAGGUACCCAAGGGAAAGAAGGGGAAAGCUGACGCAGGCAAGGAUGGAAACAAUCCUGCAGAAAAUGGAGAUGCCAAAACAGACCAGGCACAGAAAGCUGAAGGUGCUGGGGAUGCCAAGUGAAUUGUGUGAAUUUUUGAUAACCGUGUACUUCUGGUGACUGUACAGUUUGAAAUACUAUUUUUUAUCAAGUUUUAUAACAAUGCAGAAUUUUGUUUUACCUUUUUUUUUAAAGCUAUGUUGUUAGCACACAGAACGCUUUGUUGUUGUGUUUUAGGGGGAGGAGAGGGGACAAAUGUCAUUGAUUCUGUUACUUAGAACCUGGGCUUUUAAAGUCCCCCUUCAAUUUUGGAAGAGGGGGUCUUUGUAGACACAAGGAAGGAGAAUUUCCUGAUACUGUUCAUCUGUAUUGAUUUCUGAAAUGGUGGUAUGAACAUUGAAAUUCCUAAUAUGCUUGUGUCUUGAGGAGGAGGUAAAUUUAAAACGGAACUUCCUAUGUUUGUUUUUAUCCACAUUGUCAUUUACAUUGCGUUUAUCACUCCUCUUCUGUAUGGCAUGGGGAUUUUUGUUUUAUGCUUCCAUAAAUCAAAUGCAUUCUCACAGUGUCAGAGAAUUCAAACUUCUGGUGUCAAAUACAGAGGGAGUGAGGAUGGCUCACAAAUGAGCCACAUUUCUUUUUAUAGUGUGAAUCUUCAGAUUAAAAAUUCUGCAGUUCUGUUUUCCUCUAAAAGUCAGGGUAGGCUUGUGAACGGUUGUUAAACAACAUGCUAAAUGUGAAAGUGUCCACCCUCACUCUAAACUUUCCCUGUUCCAAGUAUGAAAUUGAAGCUUCUUCAUUGGAUUUUAUAUAGUAACUUUACAUUUUGGUAGUCCAAGGAGAAGGGAGUUGGAACUUGUUGUAAAACAUUGCAGAUUGUAGCCCAUGUCCUGCCUGAAUACCAUUGAUUGAUCGUUUUAUGAAAAGUACCUUUAAUAAAGCUGGAUAUUGUUUGGCUUGGA
This is a messenger RNA of Varanus komodoensis (Komodo dragon), 1384 nucleotides long. RefSeq names its product high mobility group nucleosomal binding domain 2 (gene HMGN2). Gene Ontology annotation, molecular function: nucleosomal DNA binding. Bases 236 to 508 code for a protein of 90 amino acids. Gene Ontology annotation, cellular component: nucleus; chromatin. The record is from RefSeq and is a predicted model, not a curated record. Gene Ontology annotation, biological process: chromatin organization. Lineage: Eukaryota; Metazoa; Chordata; Lepidosauria; Squamata; Varanidae. The transcript has 6 exons.